Messenger RNA from Neoarthrinium moseri, 4485 nucleotides. RefSeq lists its product as uncharacterized. The transcript has 3 exons. Bases 1 to 4485 code for a protein of 1494 amino acids. The record is from RefSeq and is a predicted model, not a curated record. Gene Ontology annotation, cellular component: cytoplasm; plasma membrane. NCBI's taxonomy places the organism in Eukaryota, Fungi, Ascomycota, Sordariomycetes, Amphisphaeriales, Apiosporaceae. Gene Ontology annotation, biological process: endocytosis; endosomal transport. Gene Ontology annotation, molecular function: protein binding; calcium ion binding.
AUGUACUCCAAUUCAAACUCGUAUCUGGGCGGCAACACCCUGCGACCCGGGCCUCAGCAGUAUGGCAGCUCCUUCGGCAUGGGCCAGCAGCAGCCCCAACAGCAGCAGGGACAGCCGGGACAGCAACAGAGCCCAUUCGCGCCCCAGCCGACGGGCUUCGGCCAGUCUCCCUUGAGCCAGCAGUACACGGGCUUCCCGGGCCAGCAGGGCAUGAUGCAGCCGCAGGCCACCGGAAUGCCUCAACAGCAGGGCAUGAUGCAAUCGCAGCCCACGGGCAUGCCUCAGCAGCAGCCGGGCCAGCAGGGCCUACAGCCGCAGUACACCGGCUUCCCAGGCCAGCCGCAACCCCAGCAGAGCUUCCAGACCGGUGCGCCGCCGAUGCCACAGAUUCCCCAGCAGUACCAGCAGCAGUUCAACCAGCAGCAGCAGCAACAGCAGCAACAGCAGCAGCAGCAGCCCCAGAACAGCUUCUCCCCGGGGGGCCAGGCGCCGCCGACCAUCCCGCCCCCUCCGGCCAAGCCCAUGGCCGCCCAACCGACCGGCUUCAGUGCCAUGGCCGCAUCGUUCAAGACGGGCGGCGCCCAGGCCCAGCCCACGGGGCGCCGAGCCGAGAAGAAGCCGGCCAACAAGAUCCCCAACAUCCGUCUGUCGUUCAUCACGGCACAGGACCAGUCCAAGUUCGAGACCCUCUUCAAGUCGGCUGUCGGCGACGGCCAGACCACAAUGUCUGGAGAAAAAGCUAGGGAUCUGCUCAUGAGGUCCAGACUGGAUGGUGAUGCCCUGUCACACAUUUGGACCCUUGCAGACACGACGCGAUCAGGAGAGCUGCAUUUCCCCGAGUUUGCUCUGGCCAUGUACCUGUGCAAUCUGAAGCUUGUCGGGAAGACCUUGCCUCCGAACUUGCCCGACAACAUCAAGAACGAGGUGUCGAGCAUGGUGGACAUAAUCAACUUCAGUAUCGCCGACGAUGCCGCUGCCUCUGGGCCUAGCGCAACCAACGCGCCGGACUUUACUGGGCAGAACACGGCCAACACGCCGACUAUCCAGCAGCCCCAGCCGCAGCACUCGAACUCGCAGCUCCUGAGUGCGCAGAUGACGGGAUACCCCGGCCCACAACUCGGUUCCCAGCCCACUGGGUUCCCGGGCCAGAACCAGGGCAUGCAGUCGCAGCAAACCGGCUUCCCUGGGAUGAACAACCCGCAAGCCACUGGGUAUAAUGGUCCGCGGCCACCAAUGCCUCCUAUGCCCACCGGCUUUGCGGGUGGUCUGGGUGCUCCGGCAGCUCCCCUGAACGCACAGCCAACCGGCAGGCCGGGGCAGUGGGGGUUGGUCAACGCACCGGCCAGCGGCUUGCCCAAUAUUGACGCCCUGCAAGCUCGUAUGAUGCCCCAGCAAGGCCGCGAGCAGCAGGACUACACCACUGCCGGCUUGUCAGGAAAUGCUGUUAUUCCCUGGGCCAUUACGAAGGACGAGAAGAAGCGUUACGACGAAUUGUUCCGCGCAUGGGACGGCCUGCACAAGGGUUACAUCGGAGGCGACCAAGCUAUCGAAAUCAUGGGGCAGAGUGGUUUGGACAAGCCUGACCUGGAGAGAAUCUGGACUCUCGCGGAUAAUGGGAACAAGGGCCGCCUUGACCUCGACGAGUUCGCCGUCGGCAUGCAUCUUAUCUACAGAAAACUUAACGGCUACCCCAUCCCCCACCAGCUUCCCGCCGAGUUGGUACCUCCGUCUACGCGAAACUUCAACAGCGCUUUGGGCACAAUGAAGGGAAUGCUGAACCAGGAAGCCGAAUAUCGAAAGUCUUCCGGCGCUUCAUUGUUGCCUCAGAAGACCGGAGUGAGCUAUCUCAAGAGUCACUCGCUACGUGGCGGGCCUGCCGGUGGGCGGAAGGAUGCCACAGUGUUCAAGAACAAUGACGACGAUGUCGGCUAUAAAUCCAGUGCUCGCCGCAGGAUGGCUGCAGGAUCUCCACGGCCUGAGUCGCCCGCCUCGGUGGCGUCCAAUGACGAUCUAACCCUCGAUCAGCUACGGAAAAAGAUUCGAGAAAAGCAAGUUCUCCUGGAUGCUAUGGACUUCAAGGACGAGUCUGCGCUGGAAGAGGACGACAUCCUGGACAGAAGAGACCGACGCGAAGCUGAAGAGCUGUAUCGCAGAAUCCGACGCAUCCAAGAAGAUAUCGAUGGUCAUCCCGAUGCUGCCUUGGCAAGCGGCGAUUCGGAGGCUGAGAAGAGAUCGCUCAACCGCCAGCUCCAGAACCUGACCGACAAGAUCCCUCAGGUCGCAUCCGAGGUUCGCCGGGUUGAGAAGGCCAUCGCUGAUGCGAAACUCGAACUUUUCCGUCUCAAGGAUGCCAAGGCUCACCCAGGAAGUGCCUCCAACAUUGUCGGAACUGGUCCUGGCGGUUCCAUCACCGAGUCGGACCGUCUCAAGGCUAGGGCCAAGGCUAUGAUGCAGCAGCGUACGGCUGCUCUCACUGGCAAGAAGAUCGAUGUUGGCACCGAAGAUCUGGAUGCGCCUAAGCGAUUGGAGGAGGAGAACAUCAAGGUCAGAAACGAGAAAGAGAACAAUGAACGCAUGGUACGCGACGUAGAGGACAGCGUCGGCGAAUUUGCCCGUGGCAUCGAGGACACCCUCAAAGAAGGGACCAAGACUUCUGCCAACGAACACGAGAAGCGCCGUUGGGAAGAUGCUUUGGGUGUUGAAGAUGAGGUGCGAGACUUCAUCUUCGACCUGCAACGCUCCAGCCGUGCUGCUCGCAUCCGCACUCAGGACCGCAGCGGAGGUCGACAGGCCACUGCUGAACCAGUCAAGGCCGAGGCUCCUCCCCGAUUCGACAGCCCGAGCUCAACGUCUCGUACUGCUACGCCCCCGGCUGCAUCUGCUGCCGGUGGUGGGUCUUACUCGUCAUACAAGACACCAGAGGAGCGUGCUGCCUUCAUUAAGCAACAAGCUGAGCAGCGCAUGGCCGAGCGUCUUGCUGCUCUUGGAAUCAAGGCUCCUACGAAGUCCGGCGAGACUGCAGCCCAGCGUAUGGAGCGCGAGAAAGCCGAGCGUGCUGCUAAGCUCCGCCAGGCAGAGGAGGAGGAUGCUCGCCGUGAGAGCGAGCGACAGGCCAGGAUCGCCGAGGAGCAGGGUGUUGCUCCACCGGCACCCAAGACUGAGAACAAGAAGCCACCGCCCCCGCCUUCAAGAAAGGGCAAGGCCGAUGAUGGUGCCGCAAGACAGGCUGCCGAGGACGAGACCGCCAAGAAGGCCGAGCACGAUCGUCUUGAGAAAGAACAGGAAGAGGAAAGAAAAGCUACCCAGGAGCUAGAGGCACAAGCAAGAGAGCAAGAAGAUGAGCUCGCAAAGGAGCGCAACGCCGCUUCGGAUCGUCUCAAGGCCCUCGAGGAGCAGGUCCGCCAAGGCAAGAUCAAGAAGGAGGAAGAGAAGAAGAGAAAGAAGGCUGCUAUGGCAGAGGCCAAGGAGAAGGAGGCCAAGCUAGCGGCACAACGGGCUGAGAUUGAAGCCGCACGCCAGCGCGAGCUGGAACUCCAGCGCCAGCUUGAAGCCAUGGAAGGCGAAGACUCCUCUUCAGAUGACGACGAGGGCCCUCAACAGAUUACACCCCAGGCCUCCACACCUACCCACGGUGGCAGCCAGUUGGGCAGCCAGGAGUUGGAGCGCAAGGCCUCGCCACCUCCGGCGUCUCCCGUGCCUACCGUUGUGACUAGCCCGCCCGCCCCUGAGGCCGAAAGCCGCAACCCCUAUUUCCGCAUGAUGUCUUCGGACUCGACCGCAUCCGGGGCUACACCCUCGACUUCGGUCGCCUCGCCGCCUGCUCCUCCCGCAGCGCAGCCCGAGGUCUCCACCAACCCUUUCCACCGGAUGACACAGGACAAGGCCGCGGCUCCUGCCGCCCCUGCCGCCCCUGUCAUGCCCCAGCCAACUGGUAACUUCUCCCGCAAGCGUCCCGACACCGACGAUGAGUGGGGUUCGGAUAACGAGGAAGAAGAAGACUCGGACGACGACCGCCCUGCCGCUGGCGCCGCCCAGCUGGCCUCCCUCCUCUUUGGUUCCAUGGGCCCUCCCCGGCCGCUGUCUGCUGCCGGAAACAAGUCCGAGACUGCCUCGCCUGCCGCCCAGUCCCCAGCGUUCGCACCCCCUCCGGCAAGCCCGCCCCCGUCGGCCCCGGCUGGAGACGCCCCUGGUGCACCUCCGCCGCCCCCGCCACCCAUGCCGGAGUCGAGCCCCUCGGCUCCCCCUCCCCCUCCUCCCAUGCCCCCGACCGGCGCUCCGGCUGCUCCGCCGCCGCCGCCUCCCAUUCCCGGCAUGGCUCCUCCGCCUCCACCUCCGCCGCCACCCGCCGGCGAUGUGCCAGCUCCGCCAUCCGGCGGCGGCCGGCCGUCCGGGUUCCUGGGUGAGAUCCAGAUGGGCAAGUCGCUCAAGAAGACGGUCACGAAGGACAGGAGCGUCUCGGCCACCGCCGGGCGCGUUCUGGACUAA